AGAGUACGCAUGCGCAGAGGUUACCAUGCCUGCAGUAAAGUCAACUGGAGCAAAAUCAACCUAAACAACUGUUACCCGUGAAGAAAGCAUAAAGAGAUGUAACCUCAUAUAUUUAUUCAAGAAGCCGUGAUGACCUGAUAUCAUUAACAUAAUGUCUACUCCAGCUGUUCGUGUGUUCCGGAGGUUAGAGGGUCUGUUCUGUGUUUACAAACCUCCUGGUGUUCACUGGAAACUCGUCCGGGAUGGAGUCGAGACCAACCUGCUGAAAGGUUUAAAUGCUACACCGUCCAUGCCACUUCCUCAGGAGGUCCGCUUCUUGGCGCACCCAGUCAGUGAGACUGAAGCACCCAAGGGACUCACACUGUCUGUAUCCUCUGUGCCAGUACUGUCCAAGCAUCCUUUGGUGACUGGACCUGAAUUCCAGCGUAUUAAAGUUGGAGUAGGACAUCGCCUGGAUGCUUUCUCUUCUGGUGUUCUGGUUCUUGCUGUUGGGAAUGGAAACAAGACCUUGAAUGAUCUCUACAGAACACGAAUCACAAGGGAUUACACUCUGGAGGGUGAAUUUGGGACUGCGACAGAUGAUUUCUCUCACACAGGCAGAGUUGUGGAAAGAUCCACCUACGGUCACAUCACACAGGAUAAGCUGGACAGAGUCUUGGCGAUGCUGCAGGGAGCCAAUCAAAAGGCCUUGUUAAUGUAUUCCAACAUGGACAUGAGCUCACAGGAAGCCUACGAGAUGGCUGUGCAAGGUUUACUGGGUCCUGAGGGGAAAUCGGAGCCUAUUCUGACAGGCUUGCGUUGCGUUCACUUCCAGCCCCCCAACUUCACUUUAGAGGUCCAGUGUCUAAACGAAACUCAGAAAUAUUUGCGCAAAGUUGUGCACGAGAUAGGACUGGAGCUGCGCAGCACAGCUGCCUGUAAAGGUGUUAGACGGACCAGAGACGGCCCUUUCACCCUGCAGGACGCCCUGACUCAUCACCACUGGACCGCUUCUGAUGUUACACAGGCCAUCAGACAAUACCACUCCUCUAAAAACAAAAAAAGAAGAAGCCCCACACAGAUCAAGGAGCCAGCGUCACAACCACCAGAAGAGUGUUGACAGUCAACAAAAUGAAACCAGCCGCGAAGCCGCAGCAGGUAGAAUUAAAUAACUUUGAGCAGCAGGUAAUGCAAGUCACAGAACAAUACAAUCUCUACAAUGACUCUCUGAGUCUGAACUUCAGUUGGAAAAGAGAUGUGAAAAACCAGACGCAACAGGACGCUGACUUUCGUUGACUUAACAGCCACAUAUGUCGCUGUUAACAAGCAAUUUCUGAUUCUUACAAACAGUCCCUUUAAAAGGUUUUUGGUAACAAUGUAUCUUACAUGUCUGUAAUUUCCCUGUAACUGUCCCCAAUAAUUUUUAGGUGGUUGAUACUAAUUAUGGGGAAAAUAGGAAGUUCCUUGUAAACAGUAAAUAUUCAUUAUUAAUUGGAAAAAUUAUUCUUCAUAUAUGUUCUUAUAUACAUAUAUACAUAUAUACAUAUAUAUAUAUAUAUAUAUAUAUAUAUAUAUAUAUGAAAUUAAUUUGAAAGUAUUCUGAAAUUACAGCCCUGUAAAAACAUAAAGCGUUUAUCUUGUUUUCUGAUGUUUAACAUAGAGACAGUGUUUACAAGUUCCAGUCUAAAAACUGAAUUAUCUGAAUAACUGACAGCAACCAGAUUGAUUGUCCUGGUGGGUAAAUCAUGUGAAGUCAGAGCCAAUCAUUGAUAAUUGGAUUUAGUGUGAUCAUUUGUGUCCUCUGAUGAUGUUUCCCAGCCUUUCUGUUUCCCAUAAAAGCUCUUCUGGGAUGUUAUGAGGUUAUUGCAGUGGCGCCAUUGUUGUCAUGCUCUUCAUACCAUUGAAGGGCUUGUUUUGUUCCCACGGGAACACUGUUGUCUUUGUCAGUCUGGUAAACACACAACUUUCACGAGGACGCAAAUGAACUACGUGAGCAUGCAGUUGUCACUCUAGAGAUUUAUUAAGCAUGAUGCAUGACAUUAGAACAAUUUGAUUAAAGGUAUUCAGGCACACAAGUUACAGGGAAAUACACAAACAUAAUAAAAACAAUUUUACAUGUA
Molecule: messenger RNA, 2099 nt
Organism: Sebastes umbrosus (honeycomb rockfish)
Lineage: Eukaryota; Metazoa; Chordata; Actinopteri; Perciformes; Sebastidae
Gene: trub2
Product: TruB pseudouridine (psi) synthase family member 2
Exons: 8
Coding region: 152-1099 (315 amino acids)
Biological process (GO): RNA processing; pseudouridine synthesis
Molecular function (GO): RNA binding; pseudouridine synthase activity
Source: RefSeq, a predicted model, not a curated record